AUGAGACUGCUCUUCCCGGGCACGCGAGGUCGUCGCUCUACUCGGGGGUGGAAGUCCACCACCAAUGAGCACUCCAUCGAGUCAGGAGAGGAGCACGCAUUGCAUUGGGAUGUGAAGUGGUAUUGGCUCCUCAUUCGAACGGUUGACCAACUUGACCCGCGAGCCCUAGCAUUGGAGCUACCUGGAUGGGAUGACAUGGCGUCGCGUUUGGGGUGUGGCUUCGCUGCCACCAUGUCAUGUCCUUGGGCUGUAAAAUCCAAGGAAAAUCCAAGAGUCCAGGGAGGGACUGGAAUGAGGGCGACCCUGACAGUCGCGAAGAUACUCCAUGAAAACGGAGAAGAGUGUACGGCGAUGAUGACAUCAGCAGAGGAGACUCAGAGCAGAGAUGACGGGUCGAUCCUGACUGUUUUGCGAGCGAGUCUCAUCGGCCGGAACCCAGCCAGCGGAUAUGGAAACAGUGAGCCGGGAAGAUUCCUGUCCACUUCCACCAUCAUCACCAUCGCCGACACCCACCGCCUCAAAACCCCUCCUCCUCAUUCCAACGGACCGCUCUUACCGCGUCCGACCAUCAGCCCGACGACCGCGUCCCUUCGGUUCUUCGAUCCUAGACUGCUCCUCGAUAAUUUGCCUCGGACGUCGUCCUCCUUGCGCAUGAUGAGGUGGUCAAUCUUUCAACCCCUUCUUCUCUUCGCCUCCGUUCUUUCGCCUGUUAUGGCGGAGCGGAGGCUCGAGUCCAUGUCCCUCAACGAGUGUCAGGAGGGUUCGAGUUUCUCGGCUAGUCUGUUCAACGUCGUCUUCACACCAAACAACAACUCUGCAACCAUCAAGGUCGUCGCCAUCUCUUCCGUCCAAGGAGACAUCGUCUUCGACGUUGCCCUUCAGGUGUACGGCUACGAAUUCCUCCGCACCGUCAUCAACCCCUGCGAUAUCGAUCUCCACGGUCUCUGCCCCAUGAAUGCCGGAAAGCUGGAUAUUGAAUUUAACGUCAACAUUGGCGACGCCGCCGCCGAGGUUCCCGGAAUCGCCUACACCAUCCCGGACCUCGACGCCACCGUCCGCGCCUACCUCAAUAUGAGCGACACCGGCCAAAGCGUCGCCUGUGUCGAAGCUGACUUCUCCAAUGGCAAGACGGUUGACCUGCUCGGCGUCAAGUGGGCCACCGCAAUUAUCGCCGUUCUCGGCCUGAUGUCUGCCGCCAUUGUCUCCGGCCUCGGUCACACCAAUGCCGCCGCCCAUCUGGCCGCCAACACCCUGUCGCUCUUUGGUUUCUUCCAGGCCCAGGCCAUCAUCGGUCUUACCGGCAUCCGCAUGCCUCCCAUCGUCCGCGCCUGGACCCAGAACUUCAUGUGGUCCAUGGGCAUUAUCCGGGUAGGCUGGAUGCAGGACGUCUUCACCUGGUACCAGCGCGCCACCGGCGGCGAGCCUGCCACCCUCUUCGACACCCUCCGCACCGCUUCCGUUCAGGUGCAGAAGCGAUCCCUCGACUUGGCCGAAGGCGCCGCAGGGACUGCGAGACGCGGUCUCGGCCUCAUCGCCAAGCGUGCCAACAUCCAGCUGAGCUCCGGCUCUUACAUCGUCUACGGCAUUCAGCGGGUCGCCUUCCGUGCCAGGAUCGAGUCCACGAACCUCUUCAUGACCGGCCUGACCUUUUACUGCAUCUUCGUCGUCGUCACCGUCCUCCUCGUGGCCGCCUUCAAGGGCAUUUGCGAGCUGUCCGUCAGGCAGAAAUGGAUGAAGAGCGAUCGCUUCCUCGAGUUCCGCAACGGCUGGCUCACCGUCCUGAAGGGCAUCCUCUUCCGCGUCACGCUCGUCGGUUUCCCUCAGAUGUGUAUUCUGUGUCUUUGGGAGUUCACCCAGGUCGACUCGCCCGCCCAGGUCGUCCUCGCCGUCUUCUUCUUCUUCGGCAUGCUGAUCAGCCUCGGCUGGGCUUCCUUCAAAGUCAUCCGCAUCGCUCGCCGCUCUGUGUCCAUGCACCGGAACCCGGCCUACAUCCUCUUCUCCGACCCGCAGACCCUCAACAAGUGGGGGUUCCUGUACGUCCAGUUCCGCGCCUCGGCCUACUACUUCAUCGUCCCGGUGCUCUGCUACACGCUGGUCAAGUCCAUGUUCGUCGCCUUUGGCCAGCACGUCGGCGUUGUCCAGGCCGUGGCCUUCAUCAUCAUCGAGGCCGCCGCCCUCAUCGGCGCCAGCGUGCUCCGGCCCUGGAUGGAUAAGAGCACCAAUUCGUUCAACAUUGCCAUUUGCGCCGUGAACCUCGUCAACUCCAUCUUCCUCUUCAUCAUGACCAACGUGUUCGGCGCCCCGGGCGUUGUGGCCGCCGCCGUCGGCGUCGGCUUCUUCGUCGUGAACGCGGCCUUCUCCCUGAUCCUUCUCAUCAUGGUCAUCGUCUCGAGCUCCAUCGUCUUCUGGCGCAAGAAUCCGGAUGCUCGCUACCAGUUCAUGGCCGACGACCGCGUCUCGUUUAUGAAGUCGCAGACGCACCUCAACACCACCACCGAGCUGGACGCUCUGGCCGCGACCGCGCGCGGUGAUAAGGCCGGCUACAGGUCGACCCUGGACCUGGACGACGACAAUGAGUCCAUCUCGUCCGAGUCGAUGCGCCGCCGGACAGACCCCAAUCUCCAGGCCCCGAUGUAUGGCCAUCCUGCUGCCGCGCAUUCACAGACGUCGAUGCACCGCGGGGGCCCAGGUCGCUCGCCCGCGGAUCCGUCAGUGCCGCUCUUCCCGGCCGACGGCCCUCGGAGACCCUAUAGUCCCAGUUUGCGGUCGCCCAGCCCGUUUGGUGCCAAUCAAGCUGCCAACAUGCGGGCUCAGAACAACGCUAGCCCGGCCGGACAUCGAUCACAAAACAAUGCGAGCCCAAGCCCCUGGCAGCGUGGUGCCGGAUACGAACAUUAA
Messenger RNA from Sodiomyces alkalinus F11, 2898 nucleotides. Its product is annotated as TRP-domain-containing protein. Lineage: Eukaryota; Fungi; Ascomycota; Sordariomycetes; Glomerellales; Plectosphaerellaceae. The coding region runs from base 1 to 2898 and encodes 965 amino acids. The record is from RefSeq and is a predicted model, not a curated record. The transcript is spliced from 11 exons. Gene Ontology annotation, biological process: fungal-type cell wall biogenesis; transmembrane transport.